AUGACGCUGGACCCGCUACGAACGGACAUAAGCUUUUUGGACAAUAACUUGACACAGAUCUUUCGAGACUCAGAAGAAUGGCUAACGCUGGAGUACCUGCUACAAAUGAAUGUGCGGACAUCCAGGGUCCGACUGGUGCAGGCAUGGCACGUAUCUCCAGUGCACCUGAUAAACAAAUUUGAAAAAAGGAAUUCGAACAAGUUGGUUUUGAAGAGCUUUAUUGACGUAUCUUCUUUGGACAUGGAUAAUUCUAUUCAGGAUGUUUGCACGAGGGGGUUUUCCGUGUCACGCAGGGGGUUGCGCCUCUCCGUGGGGAAUUUCAACAUCCCCGGAUUUCCCCUAACUUCUCUAGACGCCGGGCGUGAGAUGGUGAACCCGAACGAGUUGGACGGCGAGACAGGCACAACGCACAAGGCGAAGAAAACUCUAAAGAACAUCCUAAAGCACAGCGAAACGGUGUUGUUAUCCGGAGAGAGAAGCGUGUUUGAAUUUUUCCUAUGUGACGUGGGGGUGGGUCUCUCCUUAUCAGUCAGCGAAAAAGACGCAGAAAUGUACAACAGGGAUACAGUACCAAUAGAAUAUGACAGUGUUUUUAUUGACAAGAAAAAAGGGAGUGCAUUGGAUCAUUCGUUAACGGUCCAUUAUAGUGAUAAGGAUGGACAUGAUGGUUGUGGCAUAUCUGUAGGGGUAGCCAACCGAGAGGAUGAAAACAGCGAAAGGAUAAACUUAGCCUUGGGAGGAGACACCAUGGCAUCAUGUGGAGUGUUACCACAUUAUACAUUUCAUCACGAGUACAUCAUUUUUGAUAACACCCAAAUAUUGCCUCGGUAUUUAAUACAAUUUGAAUGUGACCCAAAUGGGGAGGAACAUUUCAGCCUGCCUUUAUGUGACUACUGUGGAAACGCACCCUCUGUAUUUUACUGCGAAUCGGACGAGGUAAAGUUGUGUGCAAAGUGUGAUCAUAUGAUACACACGCAGAAUAAACUUGUAAGGAAACACAUCCGGAAAACGCUAAACGAAGCACAAACGAUAUCAGGCAAGUGCAAAAUACAUGUAGAGCAACGUGUCACUAUGUUUUGUACAAUUUGUCACCUGCCCAUAUGCAAUAAAUGCGUUUCCAGCCAUGCACACACAGAUUUAUGCGGGGAAAAUAGCCCCUGGGUAAGUAAAAAAAACGAUGCAAUAAUUUCGCUAAAUUUAGCUUAUAAAGCUAUUAUAAAAAAUAGUGCCAUUCCGUCAAAUGUAAUCAAAGAGGAAAAAAAAAAAUUAAAUGAUGUGUUGAAAAAAGUGGAUAAAUUAUAUGAACAAGUCAGGUCAAAUAUUAAGGAUACGGAAAAACAUGUGUACACCAUUUUAGAGGAUGUCAUUAAACAGCUACAUGUAAUUACUGACCAGAAAAUGUGUGCAGUGUUAAGUGAGGAAUAUGAGUUGAAACGACAGUUUUGCGAAAUUGCAUGGAACGAAAACUUUCUCUAUUACCUACAAACAGUGUUGCCUCCAGCCGAUUUUAUGAAUGCCUGGCUUAAACACUGCUUGGUGAGAGAAGAAAUUGAAAAAAACUCGGCGUACACAGAAAGGCCGAACGCCCUCGUGUUCCCUGAUAUGUGCAUUCGGGGGAAUAUCAACGUCGUCACGGAGGAGUCUGCGCGCCACGCGGAGGGGAAACAGCACUAA
Messenger RNA from Plasmodium coatneyi, 1674 nucleotides. RefSeq lists its product as uncharacterized. The record is from RefSeq and is a predicted model, not a curated record. The coding region runs from base 1 to 1674 and encodes 557 amino acids. The transcript has 2 exons. Gene Ontology annotation, molecular function: zinc ion binding. NCBI's taxonomy places the organism in Eukaryota, Apicomplexa, Aconoidasida, Haemosporida, Plasmodiidae.